This is a messenger RNA of Closterium sp. Yama58-4, 861 nucleotides long. Lineage: Eukaryota; Viridiplantae; Streptophyta; Zygnematophyceae; Desmidiales; Closteriaceae. The record is from the annotation of a GenBank genome assembly.
AUGACUGACGUCGCAGACGGAGUAUCACUACUAGCCUAUGUCACUGGCACUGUCCCUACUCCCGCUGAGACUGCUCCUGCCCCUGAACGAGCACAGUGGGAGCUCCGCGACGCAGUCGCGCGCCUUGUUAUUCGCAAUCACCUACCGAUCUCUGAGCGCGCGCAUUUCAACCAGCUUAAGACUGCUAAGACGCUGUAUGAUGCUGUCGUUGCCCGCUAUUCCGCCCCGGCCACAGCCACCGUUGGUAGUCUCAUCCUGCCUUACCUGUUCCCAGACUUAGCCUCGUUUCACACUGCUGCCGACCUUAUCACUCACCUCCGCGCUAGUGACGCCCGCUUUCGAGCCGCUCUUACCGACGAGUUCCUCGCCACGAACACCCCCCCGCUGUACUUCACCCUCUACAUCCUCGUCACCCGCCUCCCUGACACUCUUCGCUCUGUCAGGGAUCACUUCCUUGCCAAGGAUCCUCCAACUAUCACUCUGGACGACUUCGAGCAGCAGCUGGUCGCAGCAGAGAAGAACAUCCUCGCUGUCGGUGCUGCUCGUGGCACUCCCCGCACUCCCCUCUUUGAGGGGUCGCAGCGGCUUCCGCUCCUGGUGGGAAGCGUGGUGGUGGCAGGGGCGGCAAGGGUGGCAGGGGUGGCGGAGGUGGCGGUGGAGGGAGCGGUGGUGGAGGCGGCGGGGGUGGUGGAGGUGGUGGGGGUGGACGUGGGGGUGGAGGCGGUGGGUGGGGUGGCGGCAGGACCGGGGGCGGUGGAGGCGGCGGCGGCGGCGGCGGUGGUGGGGGAGGAGGCAGCGGCAGUGGCGGUGGAGGUGGGAGUGGGGGUGGAUCUGGCCAGAAGGGUGGCCCCACUGGCUUAG